Messenger RNA from Penicillium angulare, 579 nucleotides. Its product is annotated as putative deoxyuridine 5'-triphosphate nucleotidohydrolase. The transcript is spliced from 4 exons. Gene Ontology annotation, biological process: dUMP biosynthetic process; dUTP catabolic process. The record is from RefSeq and is a predicted model, not a curated record. NCBI's taxonomy places the organism in Eukaryota, Fungi, Ascomycota, Eurotiomycetes, Eurotiales, Aspergillaceae. Bases 1 to 579 code for a protein of 192 amino acids. Gene Ontology annotation, molecular function: magnesium ion binding; dUTP diphosphatase activity.
AUGACCAAAGAGACCACCCCACCCACCGAAACUACUACAACCCGCGAACCUCCUUCUCUUCCUACCUCCCCACUUCCUAAGCGUACUAAGAUCGACAACAACAACAACAUGACUGCCUCCAAUGCUCCAGCCGUGACUUCUAUUCAGCAGCCUCUUCCUCCCCUGCUGGUGAAGAAGCUUGUUGAUUCUGCUCGUCCCCCCACGCGGGGCUCUGCUUUCGCUGCGGGGUACGAUAUGUACAGUGCCAAGGAGACUGUGAUUCCGGCCAAGGGCAAGGCGAUGGUUGAUACUGGCAUUGCUAUUGCUGUGCCCGAGGGAACCUAUGGUCGUGUUGCUCCUCGCAGUGGUCUUGCUUCCAAGCACUUCAUCGACACUGGUGCUGGUGUUAUCGACGCCGACUACCGUGGCGAGGUGAAAGUGUUGCUCUUUAACCACUCUGACGUUGACUUUCCCGUCAAGGAGGGUGAUCGCAUCGCUCAGCUGGUUCUGGAACGCAUCUACACACCCGAGGUCACUGUCGUCGAGGAGUUGGAAGAGAGCGUCCGUGGCGCUGGCGGCUUUGGCAGCACUGGCAUUUAG